AUGGCGGAAGUGGGCGGUGCCACGCCGGGGGGCGGGGCGGGAUGGGGUGAGGCGAUUCCCCCUCCCCUCGCCCUGAGGGCACUUCCCGCCGCCAUCUUGUGGCCGCCAUCUUGUGGCGGGAUCCUGACCCAGCCACAGCUGCCCCAGGAGCAGACAAAGCAGAAGGAAAAGCCUCCAGAUCCCCCUCGCUUCCCGCUGGUCUCCAUCUGCUUUUGUGAGAGCACAGAGGGCAUCUCCACAUCGUUUGGUGCCCUCUGCUGCCAGGCAGAGCUACAACAGACCAACCACUGCCCCUUGGCCACCCAGCUCAGGGUGCUGAUGAAGAUGUUGAAGCUGCUUCUGCUCCUCAGCCUGGUGGCCCUGGCCCAGUGUGGUGUGUUCAGGGUGCCUCUGUGGAGGGGCAAGUCCCUGAGGCAGACCCUGACGGAGAAGGGCUUGCUGGAGACCUACCUGCAGCAGCAGCAGGCCAGGCUGGAGGACAAGUUUGCUGCCAGCAAUGGUGACAGAGAGGCCAUGAGGAACUACAUGGACAAUGAGUACUUCGGCAACAUCACCAUCGGGACCCCAGGGCAGGUCUUCACUGUGAUCUUCGACACCGGCUCUGCCAACCUCUGGGUGCCCUCCAUCUACUGCAACAGCUCUGCCUGCUACAACCACCACCGCUUCAACCCCAACAUGUCCUCCACCUUUGAGGGCACCGACAGAUCUCUGAGCAUCACCUAUGGCACUGGCAGCAUGACCGGCGUGCUGGGCUACGACACUGUCACCGUCUAUGAGAUCACCAUCAGGAACCAGAUCUUUGGGCUGUCUGUGACAGAGCCUGGGAACGUCUUCACCCAGGCCCCCUUCGAUAGCAUCCUGGGGCUGGCUUACCCCAGCAUCUCUGCCUCCCAGGCCACCCCUGUCUUUGACAACAUGAUGGCACAAAAGCUGGUGGAAAAGAAUCUCUUCUCUGUCUACCUGACCAGGAAAGAGGCCACUGGCAGCUUUAUCCUCUUUGGUGCCAUCGACCCCAAGUACACCUCCAAUGGCAUCACCUGGAUCCCCCUCUCUGCCCAAACCUACUGGCAAAUCAGCAUGCAGAGUGUCACUGUCAACGACCUGCCCAUCGCUUGCUUCGGGGGCUGCCAGGCCAUCCUGGACACAGGCACCUCACGGAUAGUAGUCCCCCAGAGAUUCCUGCCCAGCAUCCAGUUCUUCCUUGGUGCCGACUCCAAUGGCCAGGUCAUGUGCUUCGCCAUCCGCUUCCUCUCCGACAUUGCCUUCCGCAUCCAUGGCAAGUCCUACCGCCUGACACCUGAGAGCUACGUGCUCAAGCAAAGCGAUGGCUCCUGCAUCCUGGGCUUCGAAGGCAUGGACAGCGACCUCUGGAUCCUGGGGGACGUCUUCCUGCGCCAGUACUACAGCAUCUACGACAGGGACAACAACAGGGUGGGGCUGGCCAGCGUGUCCUGA
Indicator indicator is the source of this 1455-nucleotide messenger RNA. Its product is annotated as pepsin A-like. Gene Ontology annotation, biological process: proteolysis. Bases 1 to 1455 code for a protein of 484 amino acids. The record is from RefSeq and is a predicted model, not a curated record. NCBI's taxonomy places the organism in Eukaryota, Metazoa, Chordata, Aves, Piciformes, Indicatoridae. Gene Ontology annotation, molecular function: aspartic-type endopeptidase activity. The transcript has 11 exons.